AAGCAUAUGGAGGAUAGAAUUGUAAAUAGGUGAAGUCAGGUAGGAACCGAAAGCCCAGUUGGUGACGAGUCGAGAUGUCUUAAAAUCACAAGCCAAAAGCUGUACUGGUAAUAUCGAAGUAGACAUUCUACUGGCUCUUCCAUCCUUCGUUUCAUUUCCGAUCCCAUCUCACUCUCCUUAAAAUCUUUCUCCUUCUCUCUGCUCUUUGUUUCAGCUGUAAUAUAGCUUACCGCCAAUGGCUACAUUGUUUCUCAAACUCUCUCUUCUGUUCGUCUCUGUCUCUGCCAGCAUUCAUAAUGUAGUAAGAGUAACGGAUAACCCAGCUGAUCAACUGGUAGCUGUGCUUAACAGCAAUAGGACUGCACACAAGGGAUCAUCACUCUAUGACAAUCCAGGCCUAGCCUGCAUUGCAUUGCAGUACAUAAAAGCAUACCAAGGGGAUUGUGGUGCUGUAGGAGGAGCUGAUGCAAAGAAACCUGCUGAAUCUGAAUUUGCUGAAACUUUUGCUCCUGCUUGUGGCGUCACGGUCUCAACUCUCACUCCAAUCACAGGUCGUUUACUUGGCUGCCAAUCCAAAUACGUCGAUCCAGCUGAAGUAUUUUCAGAAGUUCUGAUGAAAAACAGCAAGAGCUUGGACAUUCUAUAUAAUAAGAAUCACACAGAAGUGGGAGCUGCAGUUUCAGGCACCGAUGGUGGGUCUCCCUAUUUUUGGUGUGUGUUGUUCAGCAAUGGUAAGCCUAACAGUAGCUUUGCUUUAGAGGGAGGUGUGGCUAAGGUAACAAGGCCUGGAUGCUUUAGUGGUGCUAAUGAUGAAUGUAGCGGUGCUAGCAAUUGGCCAACCCGGCCUCUUGGUCUUUGGCCCUAUGCUACCUCUGCUUCGUUUAUUCUUAUGUAUGCCUUUGGUCUAUAGAUCAUCUCUCUUGUGAAUUUAAACCAUGUUCCACUUGAUUUUCAAGACCUUUGUUCUUUGUAUUAGUUGGCUUGGCCCUCGGUAAUUGUUUGUUGUAAUUCAUUUUCUGUUUAUUGUUUCAUGUCAUGGUGAGCUUAAGAGCAGAACAAUACAAUACUAUGCCAUUCAUUUUCUUUAGUUA
Hevea brasiliensis (rubber tree) is the source of this 1091-nucleotide messenger RNA. RefSeq lists its product as uncharacterized. Bases 236 to 910 code for a protein of 224 amino acids. NCBI's taxonomy places the organism in Eukaryota, Viridiplantae, Streptophyta, Magnoliopsida, Malpighiales, Euphorbiaceae. The transcript has 2 exons. The record is from RefSeq and is a predicted model, not a curated record.